CGAACAUCAGCUUCUGAAGCUCCUCUGCACAGCUACGUUCCAACGCAACAAACCAUCCAGCUACUGAAAAUUAUCGUCCCACACCGCCAUCAUGUUCAAGCGAAUCUUUGGAGAGCAUGGCGCGAAGAACGUCGUGACCCUCUUCCACAAGCCGUCGAGCACCGCCUCCACCCGUGUGCUUACUCUCCUCAAGCAAACCAAUGCGCAGUCAGUAGCGCAUGCUACGGAAGACCAAGCAAGCUCCCACCAGGCACAGGACAAGGCUGAACGUAUGGAAUUUGAGCUCGACGUGACCGAGGCGCCGCCUACCGCCGAUCAGCUCAAAUCGAUCCUCGAUUAUCUGGGUGGAUCUGGGGCUGCGUCCAAGGUCGUUUCGGGGGCACAAGAUGAGACAGAUGCGAUGCGGAGGUUGAAGGCAGACGGCGAGACGUUCUUGCGGCCAGUAGUGGUGGACUGGAAUCAAGGCAAAGCAGUCGUGGGAGAGAGCGAGUCCGAGAUUCUAUCGAUGCUCCGCUCGAUAUCCAAGGACAACAAGGCGUGAUACCAUAGCAAUGGUUCAGCUCUGUACAUAGGGUCGACGGGAAUGGCCAUGUUUUGUUGGGCAUCUAGUGGGUCCCUCGCACACGUGCCAGAUUAAGAGCAAACGAAAAGUGGGAAGCGACGGGUGGCUGCACAAUAUUAGCGCAAGAAUCUCCAAUCUGAAAUAAAUGUCUCAUUGA
Molecule: messenger RNA, 719 nt
Organism: Paraphaeosphaeria sporulosa
Lineage: Eukaryota; Fungi; Ascomycota; Dothideomycetes; Pleosporales; Didymosphaeriaceae
Exons: 4
Coding region: 92-541 (149 amino acids)
Cellular component (GO): mitochondrion
Molecular function (GO): oxidoreductase activity
Source: RefSeq, a predicted model, not a curated record